Molecule: messenger RNA, 4349 nt
Organism: Ictalurus punctatus (channel catfish)
Lineage: Eukaryota; Metazoa; Chordata; Actinopteri; Siluriformes; Ictaluridae
Gene: mylkb
Product: myosin light chain kinase b
Exons: 17
Coding region: 207-3170 (987 amino acids)
Biological process (GO): protein phosphorylation
Molecular function (GO): protein kinase activity; ATP binding; protein binding
Source: RefSeq, a predicted model, not a curated record
CUCUCUUUUUGUCCUCUCUCUCCGCCCUCACAAUAUUCCAGGGCAUCUGAGCCAGCAGUGGCUCGAACAGAGCAGCAGGGAGCCACGGACGGAGCAGGACCUCCACACAGUUCUUUAAUAACCAGGAUCUCCCCAAGAACCCAUUACAAACGCAAGAAAAUUUCAGACGUAUUCUUGCUUCAAAGAAUAGUGGCUAAGGAGGACAGAUGGACUUCAGGGCAGCCCUUAAGCCCCGUGCGGGGCCUAAGCUGGGGUCAGAGAUCAAGACAAACACUCCAGCCAAAGUAGACUUUAGGUCAGUGUUGGGGAAGAAAGAGGGAGGCUCACCCAAACCACCUCCACCAGAGCCGGAUAACAGCAGUGCACCUGCAGACUUCAGGUCCAUCCUCAAUAAGAAGAAGAACAUAGAAUCAGAGAAGCCUAGCGCAAAAGAUCCAUCUCCUACAACAGCAAUCGCUAAGGACAAACAAACCAGCAUUAAUGGUGUGAAUGUAGCUACAGAUAACAAAAAGAAUGAUUUAGUAGAAAAAGAAGAGACUGACAAAAAGAAUGAUGCAGGGACUACAAAAAAGGAGAUCAUUCCAUGCACAGAAAAGAAAAAUGAUAGUGUUAUAGUGGAACCAAAGAACAAAAAUGGGAGCGUCAGUCAGAAGAAGGGUAAUGAUGUGGACGGGAGUUCAGCCAAAGAGAAGAGCGUGGCAAAUUCUGUGGAUGGAGAUGAUGGCAAGAAAAAGGGCACAGGCAAAGCACCUGUGUUCACACAGCCUCUGAGUGAUUUGACGGUUCUCGAUGGAGAGCUGCUGAGGUUAGAGUGCAUGGUGACCUCUGACCCUCAAGCUGUCAUCACCUGGACACUUGAUGGGAAAGUUGUGAAGCCGUCGAAGUUUAUUGUCUUAUCCAACGAAGGGGGCAAGUGUUCACUUACCAUAGACAAAGCCCUUCCUGAGGAUGAGGGGCGUUAUUUGUGCAAAGCAGAGAACGCAGAAGGAAAAGCUGAAUGCUCCUGCAUGGUUCAUGUAGAUGAUCCUUCAGAUCCGUCAGCAGAAAAGAAAAACAAGAAAGGCUCAUCAUCAAUACCUACAACAGAGAAUGAAGCCAGGAUAAAGAAGAAACCAGCCCCAAAGUCUCCCACCAAACAAGGUUCUCCUCCCCAGGUUCUUCAAUUCCCUGGGGAUCUCAAGAUCAGAGCAGGAGAGAAGGUGGAGCUUCUGUGUAACUUUGGAGGGACUGCACCCAUUACCUGCAGUUGGCUCAAGUUUAAAAAACCGAUCCAGACAGGAAGUGGCGGCAUCACUAUAGAGACCUCGGAGAAUAACAGUCAGUUGACGAUUGCAGCGAGCGACCAAGACCACUGUGGCUGCUACACACUGGAGCUGCAGAACAAAUACGGCACCAAGCAGACCUCUCUCAACCUUACUGUCGUAGACAAACCUGAUCCACCAGCUCGUGUCCCGGCUGCGUCAGACAUCCGCCGUUCCUCGCUCACCCUCUCCUGGUAUGGACCCACAUAUGAUGGUGGCAGUAUUGUCAAGUCGUACAACUUGGAGAUUUGGAACUCCCUGGACAACACUUGGAGUGACCUCACUUCCUGCAACAGCACCUCCUACCAUGUCCAGCAGCUGCUCCCUGACCGCCAGUACAAGUUCCGCGUGCGUGCGGUUAACAUGUAUGGUAUCAGUGAACCCAGCGCCGAGUCGGAACCCGUCACUGUGGGAGAACCAGAGGUGCCAGAAAAAAAAGAAGAAGAAGAAACAGAGGCUGCAGCUUCUGAUGAUGAUUCAGAUAAAGAGCCCGAGUAUAGGGAUGUUGUCAUAAAGAAAGAGAGCACAGUUAAAGAUUUCUAUGACGUAGAGGACCGCUUGGGCACUGGCAAAUUUGGUCAGGUAUUCAAACUGGUGGAGAAGUCGACCAGAAAGGUGUGGGCUGGUAAGUUCAUCAAAGCUUUCUCGCAGAAAGAUAAGGAGAACGUGCGACAGGAGAUCAGCAUCAUGAACAGCCUUCACCAUCCUAAACUUGUGCAGUGUGUGGACGCCUUCGAGAGCAAAUCAGACAUCGUGAUGGUUUUGGAAAUGAUCUCUGGUGGCGAGCUGUUUGAGCGAAUCGUUGAUGAAGAUUUUGAGCUGUCCGAGCGUGAGGUCAUUAAGUAUAUGCUCCAGAUUAUCGAUGGUGUUCAGUUCAUCCACAAACAGGAAAUUGUGCACCUGGACCUCAAGCCGGAGAACAUCAUGUGCAUCAACAAGACGGGCAGCAAGAUUAAACUCAUCGACUUUGGCCUCGCACGAAGGCUAGUGGACUCCGGUUCCCUCAAGGUUCUCUUUGGAACACCAGAGUUUGUAGCUCCUGAGGUUAUUAACUAUGAAGCGAUUGGCUUUGCAACGGAUAUGUGGAGCAUUGGGGUGAUCUGCUACAUCCUUCUCAGUGGUCUCUCUCCAUUCAUGGGAGACAACGAUAAUGAAACGCUUUCAAAUGUUACCUCAGCGACCUGGGACUUUGAGGAUGAAGCUUUUGAUGAGAUCUCUGAGCAGGCCAAGGACUUCAUCAGCAACCUACUGAAGAAAAAUAUGAAAGCCCGAUUGACCUGUGCACAGUGUCUGGAGCACACAUGGCUUAAACAGGACACCAAGAACAUGCAAGCCAAGCAACUCUCCAAAGAACGCAUGAAGAAGUAUAUACUGAGACGCCGAUGGCAGAAAACAGGAAAUGCAGUGCGAGCCAUCUCCAGAUUCAGCUCCAUGGGAAUGUUAGGAGGAAUCGGGCUAAAGAAAAACUCACCAACUGAAGAAGCACCACCUGCGCCGUUCCUAGAGACUACGGAAGAAGAAAACCACACCCCCGCUCCUCCCAGCUUCUCCCUCAUCGUCCAGGAUGUGGAGGUGGUGGAGGGUAGCGCCGCCCGCUUCGACUGCAAGAUCGAGGGCUACCCGGAUCCUGAGGUGGUAUGGUACAAGGAUGACCAGCCCAUCAAGGAGACACGUCACUUCCAGAUCGACUAUGAAGAGGAUGGCCACUGCAGCCUGGUAAUAUCCGAAGUGUGUCCUGAUGACGACGCCAAAUACACCUGCAAAGCGGUGAACAGCCUGGGAGAAGCCAGCUGCACGGCCGAAUUGAUGGUGGAGUUCAUGCAUGGGGAAGAAGGAGAUGGUGAGGAGGAGGAAGAAGAAGAGGAGUGAGUAACACUGUGGAUAAGUUAAUGCUGGCAAGACGGGACGAGUGGAAGAACAGGUGGAAGAUUGGAUACAGUGGGAGCUUUGAAUCUCUUAAAGCUUACAUUAUUUCUCUGCUGCUUUUGUUGUGAACACGGACUGUAAGUCUUACACCAACGCAAACAUUCAUGCACUUGUUGUCUUUACAGAGCAAUGGUAAAAGAGUACGGACUGUUUUGUGUGAGUGCUCAGCAAGAUCAAAGACAUUCCAGCUUGUGCUUGGUUUCUGAGAAUCAGCAGCCGCUGAGAUCUGUUUGGCCAAAAAUGGACAAGUGUCAGAACUGCACGCUUUGCUGAACAAACCUUUCAGUGCCUACAUUUGGACAGUCUCCAGAUCAUCAGCACAUAUUUUAGAAGACGGGUCACACCACUUUGGCUUCCCCAGUCUAUCAGCUUUUUUUGUGCAUGUUUCACGGUUCUGCUUACACUCUAGCACACUCAAGUGGUGAAAAAAAAGACAUGUAAUGUAUUUCAACACUCACGUAGCCUAGUGUGAUAUUUCAUUCUAGAUUACGGCUACCGAUACACUUUUGAAAACCUGACUGUAUAAACAUUAUUUUUAUCUGACGAUCUGACUCGUGUAGACAUCAGAAGUAGCAAGUAUUUUUACUUCUUUAAUUGGUUGAUUUGGGGCUCUGUAUUGGCAUUUAAUAUCACUAUAAUAUCACAGUGCUCUGAAAGGCAUUAAAUCUCUCCACCAGACUUUAGGAAUUUUGCCUGUACUAUUUCAGUUCUAAGAUUUUCACCAUUACUUUAGUCAACUUGCAUGACAAAGCAUCAUUGCAUACUGAGGUUGAAUAUGAUUUAGAAGGUCCCAUCGCAGUCCUCAUCCUUUAUUUAUGUCUUUGUACAGGCUUUUGCCACCUUGCUGGGGGUUUCUGAGUCAUCUCAGAGAAGGAAUUAGUUCAAACUAAUAGAACCUAAACCUGGCUUUGGCGAGUUUUACACUUUACAUAAUUCGGCAAAAAUAGUCACUGAGAGGAAUACAGAACACACAGAAGGAUAUUCAGAAGUAUACUGAACACAGACAAAAUCGUAAACCAGGUAAACUAUUGUUUAAAUUAAAUGUGUUGAUUUGAUCAGUAUCAUCAUUGGUUUGCUUCCGAAUUUGAGUGGCCACAUAAAUAAACGUCUUUCCCUCUCUUA